Molecule: messenger RNA, 2105 nt
Organism: Equus caballus (horse)
Lineage: Eukaryota; Metazoa; Chordata; Mammalia; Perissodactyla; Equidae
Gene: LRRC71
Product: leucine rich repeat containing 71
Molecular function (GO): protein binding
Source: RefSeq, a predicted model, not a curated record
UUGCGGCUGCCUGUUUCCCGCGGGCCCGCGCACCUCGCGCGGUUGUCAUGGAGAUGGACGCGGAGGCGACGCCACUGCCGGUGGGUCGGGUCGGUGGACGCGGAAUAGCGACCCCUGAUUCGGCCACCUGUAGGGCGAGCCCCACAGAGUCCCGUCCUGCCUCUUCGCCCCCGUGAGGGUCCCCAGAGUCGCUGAAAACCGCGUCAGCAUGUCAGGAGAGACGAGCGCGCCGGGGGCCUCCCCCAGGGCCCCGCGUCCCGCGACCCAGAAGUCGUCCGGCACAGUGACCAAAAAGGGGGAUCGCGGGGCCAAGGAGAAGCCAGCGGCUGUCCUACCGCCGGUGGGCGAGGAGGAGCCCAAAAAUCCUGAGGAGUACCAGUGCACCGGGGUCCUUGAGAUCGACUUCGCCGAGCUCUGUACGCUGUCUGGCUACACCGACUUCCCCAAAGUUGUGCCCCGGCCCCGCCCGCACCCGACCUUUUUCCCCUCCGCUUCUAUGUCGGAAAAGCCCACCCAAGAGGAUCAGCGGCUGUCGGGGUCCUGCAGCCUCAACAGCGUGGAGAGCAAAUACGUGUUCUUCCGGCCCACGAUCCAGGUGGAGCUGGACCAGGAGGACAAGGCCGUGAAGGAAAUCUACAUCCGCGGCUGGAAGGUUGAGGAGCGGAUCCUGGGUAUCUUCUCUAAAUGUCUGCCCUCCCUCAGCCAGCUGCAGGCCAUCAACUUGUGGAAGGUGGGGCUGACUGACAAGACUCUGACCACCUUCAUCGCCCUCCUGCCUCUCUGCUCCUCCACACUCAGGAAGGUGUCUCUGGAGGGGAACCCGCUGCCGGAGCAGUCAUAUCACAAGCUCAUGGCAUUGGACAGCACGAUCGCUCACUUGUCUCUGCGGAACAACAACAUCGACGACCACGGAGCGCAGCUCCUGGGCCAGGCUCUGUCCACGCUACACAGCUGCAACCGGACCCUGGUCUCGCUCAACCUGGGCUUCAACCACAUCGGGGACGAGGGCGCCGGCUACCUCGCGGACGGCCUCCGGCUGAACCGCUCCCUGCUCUGGCUGUCCCUGGCUCACAACCGCAUCCAGGACAAGGGCGCCCUGAAGCUGGCCGAGGUCCUGCGCCCCUUCGAGUUGACGCACACCGAGGUGGUGGAGCGCCGGCGCCUCCUGCUGGAGAAAGGGCCGCUGGAGCGAAUGCGAUCGCCUUCCUCCUCUCGACAUGGGGAAUCCAAAUCAGAUCGUGAGAAGAGUCAGGCGAUAGGGGCCAGCAGUGUUGCCCUGGUGGACAAGGCAGACAAAGUGCAGACAAUGAAGACCCCCAAGGGCCUGGGCAAGAAAAAGGAGAAGUCAGGGGAAGUGGUGAAGAAAGAUGAGAAGUCAGGGUCUGCGCAGUCGCCUGUACAAGGAAGCCCUAAGAAAGAAGACUCCACAAAGGCAGGCAAGGGGAAGGUGACCAUCCCUGAGCAGAAACCAACCAAGGGAAAAGGGCCCAAGACUGGAAGCAGAGAGAAGCGCAGCAUCCUCCUGGAGUCAGAGGAAACCGCAUCACAGAGGUGGGGCUGGAGGGCUUCCUCAGCACGGUACAGUACCAGGCGCAGUUCUCCAAGGCCAAGAGUGCGUCCAAGGGCCCCGUGGGGCUGCUGUGGCUGUCCCUGGCGGUUACUGCAGAGAAGGGCUGAGUCUCAACAUCUACACAGCAAAGGCCAAGCCCUACACAUGAGCCCGAAGAACACUGCCUGCAGAUGCCAGCGACCUGACACCAGGGACUCCCACCCGGCAUGGGGCCAUGUGGGUGGGAAAGCUGGGGACCCCGUGUCUCUGCCCUUCAGCGUUGCCUGCCCUAAGACAACCCACUGCCAUGCCCGGAGAGCACAGGGCCGGCUCCCGGGGAGCUGACGGCCGCUCUACAGGGAGAAGUGUCCCCCGUCACCUCUGGGCAGAUUUAACCUGGGCCACACCCCCUGAGCCCCAGUCCCCUCAUUCUGUGGCCUCGACAGGGACUUGCUCUGCCUGCCCAGAGCUCCCUCUCUGCGAGGCUCAGUCUCUGCCUCUGCCCGGGGCUGUGGCUCGGCCUCUCGGCAGCCAGCUGCUGAGCUUCUGCAGAGAA